Messenger RNA from Papaver somniferum (opium poppy), 917 nucleotides. RefSeq lists its product as uncharacterized. The coding region runs from base 270 to 734 and encodes 154 amino acids. Lineage: Eukaryota; Viridiplantae; Streptophyta; Magnoliopsida; Ranunculales; Papaveraceae. The transcript is spliced from 7 exons. The record is from RefSeq and is a predicted model, not a curated record.
UUUUCUCUCAUUACCAGCUAGCCAGAUGACACAAGAACUUUUCUUUUACUUCGCUGUUGUUCGACCAUAGUUUCUUCCCUCGCUUUUGUAUCAUCAAAACAAGCUCUAGCAAUUAAAAGGAAUAAUUUUAGGCUUUUAAAUCCAAAUUCGACCUAAACCCAUACUCGCCUAAGUUUAUCUUACACAAAGAAUCGCUUUAAAAGCUGCCACAUCUUAGGUUCACGUUCCUAAAUACUUAUUGGCUAAGGAUCAGAAAGAGAAGUUUAUACAUGGGAACAAGAGAGGUUUAUGAGCAAAAACUGAGAUCUGGUAAUCUCCAUUAUGACCCAACCAUCAACCCUGGCCUUGGAUCCCCUCGCUGCCCCCGCUGUCUCUCUCUCAUAGGCCCUAACUCUGAAACAGGGGAGACUAUCAACGGCGUCUUACACGGUUUCACUGCUGUGGCAGGAUCAGGAGCUGCUGCACUUUUUAGCGGAAUCCAGAGUUAUAAUUUAGGGAUUCCGUUUAUUCAAAAGCAUGUGAAGUGUCCUAAAUGGCUUCCUUUCGCUAUUGGGAUUCCUUCAUCUCUAUUGAUUUCAGCUACCAGUGCAACGUUAGCAGGUUAUGCAGUUCCUAUGUUUGCUCAGAUGUCGGUGACAUCUUAUCAUGCUGCCUCAGGUGCCUCACAUUAUGGAAUAUCACGCCUAACCAGUUACAUCGAAGAAUCACACAACGUGCAGAAGAAGCCAACCUGAUCCUGGGAAAGCUGUUUUGAAAUAAAUGUACACCAAUUCUCAAGUUUUGCAGAUGAUUCCUCUCAAAAUCGUUUUUGUUCUUUUUCAUUUUUGACUCAUAAGGUUAAAUAAAAUGCAAAUAUGCCAUAGAAAUCACCGGCACUUGGUCUCUUCACCUCAAUCCGAAUACUAACUUUUCUUUCU